AUGUUGUUCACAGAUCCCACAAACGGCAUCAGACCGGCGUAUGCCGCCAUAGGCUUUCCUUUGAUAAUCAUUAUCUAUGUCAUUCACAGAGCCUACACAAACCCCCUUCGACACAUCCCAGGUCCAUGGCACACCCUCCUAACCCGCCUCCCUCUGAAAUACCACGUCCUCACCGGCCGUCGAAUGUACUACGUCGACGCCCUCCACGCCCAUCACGGCCCUAUCGUCCGCAUAUCCCCCCACGAAGUAGCCGUCGCGGACCCAGACGGCUUCAGCACCAUCCACCGCAUCGGAGGCGGCUUUCUCAAGGCCCCAUGGUACGAGGAGUCCAACGCGCCCAACGGCGGCGAGACGAGCAUCUUUGCGGUGCGGAACCCGAGGAAACACGCGAUUCGCAGGAAACUCCUCGGCCGGGUCUUCACCAAGGCUUUGCUGAGGAAGGAGUGGGAGGGCGUCGUCAGAGAGAAUGUCGAGAAGGCUGUGCGCAAGAUACGCGGAGAGGCGGAGGGGGGCGGUUGUUCGGAUGUGUUGAAGUGGUUCACCAUGAUGGCGACUGAUAUCGUUGCGCACCUGUGCUUUGGAGAGUCUUUCAAGAUGCUGGAACUGGGAGAGAAAAACGACUACAUGAAGAUGCUGGAACUCAUCAUGAUGCAGAAUAUCACGCGCUACGAGCUACCUUUGCUGCACUUCAUUCGCUCCCUCCUAUCAUUCUUCAAAUCCUCGACAGGCGUCGUGGAUGCGCGAGCUAUCCUCGACAGCUACGGCUAUCGCGCUCUCGCGAAUCUCCGCCAGAACAGCGGUCGUGGCAGAACCCUGUUUGCAGCCCUCUUGGACGCCCUUGACGCUGAUGAACCUAUCAACGACGGAGAAAAGGACGCAAGUGCAAACGUGAAGCUUACGGAAGAAAUGGUGCAAAGGGAAAGCCGGGGCAUUAUCAUCGGCGGCUCGGACACGACGUCGGUCACGUUGACUUACCUAGUUUGGGCGGUUUUGAAACGACCAGGCUUGAGACGCAAAGUAGAGGCAGAGGUUGCAAGUCUGAGCCCCGAUUUCGACGACGAUGCGCUUGAAAAGCUCCCGCUGCUCAACGCUGUCAUUGAGGAGACGUUGAGGCUGCACAGCGCCGUUCCGGGACAGCUGGCGAGGUCAGUGCCGGCGGGCGGCGCUACGCUCGGGGGCUACUUCAUCCCCGGCGGAGUCACGGUGGAGACGCAGGCCUACACUCUCCACCGGGAUCCGGAUGUGUGGCCGGAUCCUUUACGAUUCGAUGAAACACGUUUCUUGGACCAUAGCACACUUACUGAGCAACAAAAGCUCCUCUUCUCGCCCUGGGGUGCCGGCUCACGAAUUUGCCUCGGCGUAGAGCUUGCAAAAAUGGAAAUGCGAUUGGCGGUGGCCGUGCUCUUCCGGGAGUGCAAGGGGCUGAGGAUAGCGCCCGGGAUGACGAAUGAGAUGAUGGGGAUGAAAAACUUCUUCAUGAUUAGACCUGUUGGACGCAAGUGCGAGGUAACUCUGGGCUGA
Molecule: messenger RNA, 1521 nt
Organism: Colletotrichum orchidophilum
Lineage: Eukaryota; Fungi; Ascomycota; Sordariomycetes; Glomerellales; Glomerellaceae
Product: TRI11 protein
Exons: 4
Coding region: 1-1521 (506 amino acids)
Molecular function (GO): monooxygenase activity; iron ion binding; oxidoreductase activity, acting on paired donors, with incorporation or reduction of molecular oxygen
Source: RefSeq, a predicted model, not a curated record